Dicentrarchus labrax (European seabass) is the source of this 3354-nucleotide messenger RNA. RefSeq names its product toll-like receptor 2. Gene Ontology annotation, molecular function: lipopolysaccharide binding; protein binding. Gene Ontology annotation, biological process: positive regulation of type I interferon production; lipopolysaccharide-mediated signaling pathway; inflammatory response. The transcript has 2 exons. The coding region runs from base 1126 to 2466 and encodes 446 amino acids. NCBI's taxonomy places the organism in Eukaryota, Metazoa, Chordata, Actinopteri, Moronidae. Gene Ontology annotation, cellular component: membrane raft; external side of plasma membrane; lipopolysaccharide receptor complex. The record is from RefSeq and is a predicted model, not a curated record.
AUUUUCUGGUAUCUGUUUCUGGUUUUGUCUCUGGUUUUUCCCUUUUCACUGAAGCACCCCAGACUUAUUACAUUUUACACUUGAGACAUUUCCACUUCAUAAACAACAACAUGUUGCAGGUUCACCUCCUCAUACAUGUUCUAAGAUCAUUAUCCAAGAGAGACGGACACAAAAUGUGCAAAAUUAACAAGCUGGCACAGUUUAAAUAAGGCCCUGCUUAUCUUCAAAUAUUCAUCAAAUUAAAUGAACUAAAUCUGAUAAGCAAAGCAGAAAACCAGGUGGAUUUCUGUCAGUUGUUUAUACGUAUGUAUAUGUAUGUUUGCAUGUAAGUGUACUUUCACUUACUGUGAAGGUAGUGAAGUAGUAGUAGUAUCUUUUUACAGAAACGGUUUUCCUGCCAGUGUUUUACGAUUAUAUAUGACAUUUUUUGAUUAAUAUUACUUCUUUAAUGUGUAUGUUGCAUUUGAUGUUUACAUGUAUGCUCAUUUUAACUGCUUUAUAUUCUGUUGGGUAGUUUGAUAUACAGCAAUGCCUCUUAUUCUUUAAGAUGAUCAUAUGUGUGUAGUAUUGCUGUCCUAUGAGAACCAUGUAUCUCCAAUCAGUCAACUUUUCUUGAGCUCAGAAAAACAGCCAUGUUUACUACUUUGUGACAAUUCAUGUUCCUGUUAAUCCAAGAGGCUUUUUAAAUAGUUUAUUUAGCAUAAGAAGUAGGAUAAUUUUCUCAACCCAUAAAGAAAUUUGGAGAUACAUGAUUUUCACUGGACAGGGAGGGCAUGAAAAUUUGAUUUGAGCAUCUCUGUUGGUGAGAGGUUAUUUCUUCAUAUUCUUGUGGGUUACAUAUCCGCAAGACUAAUUUUAAUCACUGGAGAGUUGCUGACUCGACUUGCCCUCCAUGGUAAUGAUAAUUAUUUUGGAAAUUUUCAUUUUUCAUUGAGGAAGUACUGUAUAUCCGAGAGGAUUAUCGGUUCCUCUUUUUUUAGAGGUCUGGGAAACAAGAAGGGAAGUUGCUGUAGAAGACAAAUGAGAAUAAAUAGGCUGAACGUCCAGUAGCCAACAGUUCUUGCAACAAGUGCUCAACAUUUACAGCUAAGCUAGUGGAUUUUGCUGUCGGGCUUUCUGCCUACCAUGACACUGAAUCAGAGGCUGACUCUGCUCCUGCUUUUGGGACUCACUGUCACUUCAGCGGCCACUUCUUGCAUUUUUAGUGAGGAUGGGGCUGGUCGUUGUGUGUGCAACAGUAUGGGUAUCCUCAACCCAGAAAAUUUGAUGUGUCUCCAGGCUUCGGAGCUGGAGCUGAGAGAUGGCACUCUGGAUGUAUCUGAGAUGGCUGUCUCUGGUCUCACUCUUGGUUUUCAGAUGAUCCAGAUAAAUAAACUAAUUUUCAACAAUGUCACCAUCUCCUUUUCAUUCAUCAGUGUAGUGAUCAGUUUUCUGCCAAGGAAUUUGAACGAAAUUCACAUAAUUUCCUCCACUCUGGAAGUUGUCCAGCAUUUACAGCCUCCAUUGUUACAGGAAGCAUCUAGAAUUAAAACCCUCUACCUUGAAGACACAACAGUGGACCCCUCUCUCCUACAGCCCUCCUUUCAGGCCCUUCACCGCUGGUUGUUUGGCCCCCUGAAAUCUCUUGGCCUUGUUCGUUCUGGACUAGUUGAGACCGACUGCAUUUGGGCUCAAAGAGUAGAAAACCUGACUCAUCUAGAUCUGUCAGAGAACCCCAUCUCUUACACUAGUCUACAGAAUAUCUCUCAUUGCGCCUCUCUUUCAUUCAAGUACCUGAAAUCCCUUCAUCUGAGGCACAGCAACCUCACCUCCCUCCAGUCUCUCUGCACGCUCCUGAGUCUCACCCCCACCCUCACUCAGCUUGAUGUCAGCAGGAACAAUUUCUCCAUCCUCCACUAUCCACAGUGCUUCCAGGUGAAGCCGCUCACAAUGCUCAAUCUCUCCCACUCAGGAAUCACAGAGGUUAACGAGUUAACCUCUGCAUCUCUGGAAGAACUGGAUCUAAGUUAUAAUUCUCUGGAGGUAUUCCAUGACCCACCACAGACCCUGAAGAAGCUGUUUUUGUCUAAUAACCGCCUCAUACGUCUCCCCUCUCUGGAUAACCUAUCUCAUCUUCAGGUGCUAAAGGUGGACAAUAACCGGCUUACCGUCUUGAUAACAGAGACAGAUGUCAGUUUGAGCACACUGGAACAGCUUGAUACUCUGCACGCAGGGAGGAACCCAUAUCAGUGUGACUGUGCCCUAGAAGAGACCAUCACCUUCCUGGACAGCGCAGACAGUGUGUCUGUGGAGGACUACCCUGAAGACUUUCUGUGUGCUACACCACUGGCCCAGCAAGGGACUCAGAUAAUGAAUUAUUUUCCUGAAUCAUGUGUGAAGCCGACCAGUGGAACCCAACAUCAUGGCUCUCCUCUCUGGUUCAACCUCUUUGUAGGUUUAUUGUCAUGUCUGAUUUAUUUUUGUUGAUGUUUCCAGCAGAUCGGAUUCUUGUUUGGGUACCACUUUCUAAUCCACCCUUUAUAAAGGGUUUAACUAAUGGAUUUAUUAAGUUAAUAAAUUAGUUACUAAACCUUGUAUCAGUUAUCAGCUAUUGUUAAUAACAACUUUUUGCCAGGUUGUGAAAAUCCCUUUGACUGAUAGGAUUGCAUUCGGCAUUACUUUUCCAGAGGGCUGCAGAGGAUCUGGACCAAAAUCAAUUUGUUGACAAUUAAUUUGACAUUUAUUAAUGGAUUACCAACAUGUAUAACUGCACUAAAUGAAAUAGAAAUGAUAAACAAGAUCACAAGGUAGAUUUAUUUAUCAUUUUACAGCACAGGGUUAACUAGACUAAGCUGUAGUUCCCUUUUAUGGUACAAGUCUCACAGACUGACGGAAUAGGCUGCUCUGAUGUCCGGUGAUAUGGAAGCAGGCAAAAUGAUUUUCACAACCUGGCAUCUCAAAUGUGCUUUUAUAAAUCUGAUCCCUAAAGCCUUAUAAAUGAUCAAACCAGUAACUGUUAAUUGAUAUUAAUUUUAUAUAAUAUAAUAAUAAUAAAGUCAUUAGUUACAACUUACAACCCCCUUUUAAUGGAUGCCUUAUUAGAAGCUGGUUCCCUUGUGGGUAAUAAAAUGUAAAAUAGAGAACAAAUCAGUUCUAAUAACACUGUCACAGUUUCUUUUUGUUUAUUGUUUUUUUUUUUAUCUCACCAUUGAUUAAUAUUGCAGAAUCUUUGUAUAUCUAUAUGAUUUAAAGUGAAUGAUCAAAUGAAACUUACUUUUCACUAUACUAUACUUGUUAGUAAUAUGAUUUCACUCUGAUCUCUUUGUUAUAUAAUCCAAAAGAACAUAAUAAAAAUGUAUAAGUGCUCAUCGACAA